This is a messenger RNA of Striga asiatica, 2158 nucleotides long. The record is from the annotation of a GenBank genome assembly. Lineage: Eukaryota; Viridiplantae; Streptophyta; Magnoliopsida; Lamiales; Orobanchaceae.
AUGCCAACCACCGAUCUUCACGACGGGUCCUCCUCCUCGACCUUCGGAUUCUCCAUCCUCAGCCGUCGCCGUGACCAGGUCCACCACGCCGUGGACCCCACCCACGAAUCCAAUCCCCAAGAGAUGGAACUCGAGAAUUUCCAGAAAAACGUCGCCGCCCGAUUUCACGAUUUAGCCUCCGCGAGUCCCGACGACUUCCUCUCAAUCCCGUGGCUCCAGAAGCUUCUGGACGCGUUCCUCUCCUCCCAGGAGGAGUUCAAUCUCAUCAUCUCCCACAAUCGGGCCCAGCUGAGCAAACCCCCAAUGGACCGACACGUGUCCGAGUUCUUCGAGAGGAGCGUCAAGACUUUGGACGUGUGCAACGCCAUCCGAGACGGAAUCGAGCAGAUCAGACAGUGGCAGAAGCAAUUGGAAAUCGUUUUAUGCGCCUUGGAUAAUAACAAUAACAAUAAUAGCCACAAGAGCUUGGGCGAAGGGCAAUUUCGUCGCGCGAAGAAAUCCCUGGUAGAUUUAGCCCUGUGUAUGCUUGACGAGAAGGAGUCAAACACGGCUGCCCUUGCCCACAGAAACCGUUCAUUCGGGCGUAACAAUGCCCAAAAGGAGCAAAAGGGGCUGGCCCAAUUCCGGUCACUUUCUUGGAGUGUGUCCCGGUCUUGGUCAGCUGCCCGGCAGCUUCAGGCCAUUAGCAGUAACCUCGCGGCCCCUCGGGCCCACGAGAUUGUAUCGACUAACGGGCUCAGCCUUGCAGUUUUCACAAUGAGUUACGUGCUCCUGAUCGUGACUUGGGCCCUGGUGGCCGCAAUCCCCUGCCAGGAUCGAGGCCUCCAGACCCAUUUUUAUGUGGGCCGGCAAUUCUUGUGGGCUGGCCCGAUACUCUCGAUCCACGAGAGGAUUCUGGAGGAGUCCAAGAAACGGGAGCGGAGGAAUUCGUGCGGGCUGUUGAGGGAGAUUCACGAGAUCGAGAAAUGUGCUCGACUGUUGAACGGGUUGGUGGAUUCGGUUAAGGUGUUUCCGUUGGGGGAGGAGAGAGAGAGGGAGGUUAGAGAGAGGGUGAGUGAGGUUUGGGCUGUGUAUGGGGCUUUGAGAGAUGGGUUGGACCCGAUGGAAAAACGGGUCAGGGAUGUUUUUCAUAGGAUCGUGCGUGGUAGGAUGGAGGGGCUCGAUUCGGCUGGCCGGGCGAAUAAUAGUAAUGGACUCAAACUAACACGAGCAGCCGAUGAUUUCACCUCUGAUUUUCAACUCUCGAAAGAUCGUGCGGGCCCCGUUUUCUUGUCUAGUGAAACAGAUGCCAUGUUUAUUCUGACUGCUCAUCUCAAAGGUUAUAAGCGAGAGCACAUAAAAAUCGACAUAAACGAGGACGGGACCUUAAUCGCAAUAAGCGGCGAAAAACACGUGAAAGAGACGGUCAUGAUCGGAUGGAAAGUGUACAACGAAGACACAACGACAAAAGAAUUCAAAAAGGCCUUUAAAAUCCCGGGUGGCGUGAUUCUUGACGAGAUCAAGGCUAACUACAAUGAGGACGAGUCAACUCUUAAGAUCACGAUGCCUAAGAAGGUCAAAGGAAUUAUGGGGAUGAAGAUCGAUGAAGUUGAUGAAAAACACGAGCUCGCUAGAGAAGGGUCGUUGAAUUUGAAGAUUGCGGACGAAAAAGAAAAUAGCCGGAAUGCAGGGGCCUCAGAUCAAGAAAACAAAUUGCCAUUAGAGGCACGCGUUGUUGAGUCAAUUGUGAAAAGAGAGGAACAGAUCGAAAAAGCUGCAAUUAUACAAGAAACAUCCGAGCCUAAAGAAGACGUGCAUGAAAAUCACAAAAAGGCUCGUGAUGAUGAAGAUGGUAGUGUUGAAGAAGAAAGAUUGGAUGAAGAAACAGAAAGGUCUUCUGUUGAGCCUCGUGAGAAGAGGUGCAAAUUGUGUGUUCCAAUUGUGGCUGGAUCAACCUUACUAUUAUCGUUAGUCGUGUUUGUGUUCCAAAUGAUUAGAAGUAAGAACCAAAAUAUCAGGAGAAGAGAAUGAUGGAAAUGAAUUUACAGGACAUGUUGAAAAAUCAAGGGGGGCUGGGUCAGUUGUGUACUCGUGUAUAUAUAGGAUUAGUUUUUAACUAUGUACAGUUUGACAAAUAUCUUGUCUUGUUUAGGUUUGAAGUGAAGAAUGAAUGCCUAAG